CCAGUUGUCAUAAGUAUAUAAGUGUGAGCGCAGGUGAGAGAUGCAGCAGUACCUGUCUGGAGGGCAGCCAUGUCGCGUCUCCUGUAUCUGUUGGCCUUCCUCACCCUUCUUGGUGUUGGGAGGAGUGAGUACGAGGCGACCUGGGCGUCGCUGGACACCCGGCCUCUGCCCGCCUGGUACGACGGAGCCAAGGUCGGCAUCUUCAUCCACUGGGGAGUCUUCUCCGUCCCCUCCUUCGGCUCCGAGUGGUUCUGGGAAAACUGGCAAGGAUCGCACAUCAAGAGCUAUGUGGAUUUUAUGGAGAAGAAUUACCGGCCAAACUUCACGUAUCCGGACUUCGCGCCGUUGUUCACGGCUGAGUUCUACAACCCCGAGCAGUGGGCGAGCGUCUUCAAUGCCUCUGGGGCCCGUUACGUGGUCCUCACCAGCAAACACCACGAAGGCUUCACCAACUGGCCCUCUCGCUACUCCUGGAACUGGAACAGCAUGGACGUCGGACCUAAGAGGGAUCUCCUGGGUGACCUCGCUAAAGCAAUUAGAUCCACUACCCCAGAUAUCCACUUCGGGCUCUACCACUCGAUGUUUGAGUGGUUCCACCCACUCUACCUCGACGACAAGGCCAAUAAAUACGCUACCAACAACUUCGUUGUCUCAAAGACCAUGCCGGAACUUUACGAACUGGUCAACACCUACCAUCCGGAGGUGAUAUGGUCGGAUGGGGACUGGGAAGCUCCUGACUGGUACUGGAACUCUACGGUGUUCCUGGCCUGGCUCUUCAACGACUCCCCAGUUAAGGACACCGUCGUUGCCAACGACAGAUGGGGCUCCGGAAUCCCUUGCCACCACGGGUCCUACUACACCUGCAGUGAUCGCUACAACCCAGGUGUGUUACAGCCGCACAAGUGGGAGAACUGCAUGACCCUGGACAAGGGCUCGUGGGGCUACCGUCGUGAAGCUGUUCUCAGUGACUACCUCACCAUCCAUGACCUCAUCACCACCCUGGCGGAGACUAUCAGUUGUGGAGGUAACCUACUGAUCAACGUGGGCCCGACGCACGACGGUCGCAUCCCGGCCAUUAUGGAGGAGCGACUCCGGCAGCUGGGCUCCUGGCUGGACAUUAACGGCGAGGCGGUGUACGACACCACACCCUGGCAACACCAGAACGACACCGUCACUCCUGGAGUGUGGUACACCAGCAAAGAUGACCUGGUUUACACCAUAGUGCUUAACUGGCCUGAGAAUGAUGAGCUGGUACUGGGCGCGUUGGUUCCUACCGCGUCCACCAACGUCACCAUGCUUGGCUACCCCAAAGACGCCCUCCAGAUGGGUUCGGUGCGGGCGUCGAAUAUCACAGUGUCGUUCCCGCCCAUGUCUGAUGUGUCGAGCCAGUGGGCGUGGGUUCUGGUCUGGUCAGGGGUCACCCCAGCCUAGGUCAGGGGUCACCCCCCGACCUUGGUCAGAAGUCACCCCAGCCUAGGUCAGGGGUCACCCCGACCUUGGUCAGGGGUCACCCCGGUCUAGGUUAUAGGUCACCCUGACCUUAGUCAGGGGUCACCCCGACCUUGGUCAGGGGUCACCCCGGUCUAGGUUAGAGGUCACCCUGACC
This is a messenger RNA of Procambarus clarkii (red swamp crayfish), 1606 nucleotides long. NCBI's taxonomy places the organism in Eukaryota, Metazoa, Arthropoda, Malacostraca, Decapoda, Cambaridae. The record is from RefSeq and is a predicted model, not a curated record.